This is a messenger RNA of Henningerozyma blattae CBS 6284, 411 nucleotides long. Its product is annotated as cornichon family protein. NCBI's taxonomy places the organism in Eukaryota, Fungi, Ascomycota, Saccharomycetes, Saccharomycetales, Saccharomycetaceae. Bases 1 to 411 code for a protein of 136 amino acids. Gene Ontology annotation, biological process: endoplasmic reticulum to Golgi vesicle-mediated transport. The transcript has a single exon. Gene Ontology annotation, cellular component: COPII-coated ER to Golgi transport vesicle; endoplasmic reticulum membrane. The record is from RefSeq and is a predicted model, not a curated record.
AUGUCUGCUUGGUUAUUUAUUACUGCAGUUGCAUUAAAUUGUUUAAACUUAUUUGCACAAGUUCAUUUCACAAUUUUAUAUGCUGAUUUAGAAGCAGAUUAUAUUAAUCCAAUCGAAUUAUGCUCUAAAAUUAAUAAACUAAUUGUCCCAGAGGCUGUUAUACAUUCCUUUUUAUCCCUUUUAUUUUUACUUAAUGGGUAUUGGUUUGUGUUUUUAUUAAACUUACCAAUUCUAAUUUAUAACGGUGAUAAAUUCCAUAAGAAAACACAAUUAUUAGAUGCUACAGAAAUUUUUAGAAAUUUAGGAAAAUUUAAAAGAGCUGCCUUAUUGAAAUUAUGCGCCUAUAUGCUAUUGUUUUUCUUCUAUUUAUACAGAAUGAUUAUGGCUUUAAUUCAAGAAAGUGAUGCUUAA